This is a messenger RNA of Triplophysa dalaica, 2153 nucleotides long. RefSeq names its product free fatty acid receptor 2. Gene Ontology annotation, cellular component: plasma membrane. NCBI's taxonomy places the organism in Eukaryota, Metazoa, Chordata, Actinopteri, Cypriniformes, Nemacheilidae. The transcript has a single exon. The coding region runs from base 220 to 1209 and encodes 329 amino acids. Gene Ontology annotation, biological process: G protein-coupled receptor signaling pathway; cellular response to fatty acid. Gene Ontology annotation, molecular function: G protein-coupled receptor activity. The record is from RefSeq and is a predicted model, not a curated record.
UGUAGGCUGGAAAUCGUAUCAUAACAAAACAAAAACAAAAACAGGACAGUCAGUUUUAAAGACUAAAUAUUAAAAAAGAAUAGAAAUUGAUUUCCACAUUUAAAUCAUCCGUAACAAGAACAGAAUAACAUUAGCUUCUGAUGAACGUAUCAAAUUAUGACAAAAUCAAUGUGAUUUGCAGUUCUCGUGAAUGAAUGAAGGUCCAUUCUGUGAUUCACCAUGUGGAACAGAACAAGCAUGCAGGCGUGUGAAUUAAAUCUGUGUCUCUCCGUCUACAUCAUCACCUUCAUCACCGGUUUCCCCGCCAAUGUUCUGGCCUUCUACACGUUCUGCCGCAAGGUGUGGAAGAAGCCAGCCCCCAUCGACAUCCUCCUCCUCAACCUCACCAUCUCGGACCUCCUCUUCCUCCUUGUCCUCCCAUUCAAGAUGCAAGAGGUGGUGGAUAACAUGAUAUGGAACAUGCCCUACUUUCUGUGUCCUCUGUCCGGCUUCGUAUUCUACAUGACCAUCUACAACAGCACCUUCUUCUUGACGGCGGUGAGCGUGGAGCGUUACCUCGGUGUGGCCUUCCCCAUCCAACACUCGCUGAGAAGACGACCCAUCUACGCCGUGUUAGCCAGCAUCUUCAUCUGGGGGUUCUCCGUGCUCCACCUCAGCAUCGUCUACAUCAUGCCUUACUACAAUCCGCCCGGAACGGGAUCGGUGCCCCGGAACAUCUGCUAUGAGGGCUUCACGGACGCUCAGCUGCAGGUCCUCCUUCCCUUCCGUCUGGAGCUGUGUAUCGUUCUCUUCUGCAUCCCGUUCCUCAUCUCCAGCUUCUGCUACAUAAACUUCAUCCGCAUCCUCUCGCAGCUGCCCAACAUCGGGCGGCGCAGGAGGCUGCGGGCCAUCGGUCUGGCUUUGGGCACUUUGUUAGUCUUCGCUCUGUGUUUCGGACCUUACAACGUCUCUCACGUGGUCGGCUUUGUAAAGAAGGAGAGCCCGGAGUGGCGGGACAAAGCGCUGCUGCUCAGCACAUUCAACGCUUGUUUGGAUCCUUUUAUUUUUUACUUCACGUCCGCUGCCGUGAGGAACGCGUUGGGCGCCAUGGUGAGGGGGGUUUGGAAUAAAUGCAGGUGUCCGCAGGUCCUCUGGAGUUCAAAAAAGAAGAAACCUUCCGAAAUGGAGAAAAGCAACCUGCCGAAACCACAAGAGAUCAACGCAGUUUGACGAAUAAUGGCAGACCGGGAAACAAUGUAUCUUUUCAGGAAUGACACUUGGUAAACAUGUCUAAACUUCCUGGAAAGACGAGCCAGCGCACGGGCGUGCUGGGAGUGGCAAAACAACAGAAUUCACGUUGGUUGUGUUAUCUUCCUACGGGAAGAAAAACGCAGCGCUGAAACUCUUCAUGUGUACACAUAGAGACUGAAUUGUGUGUCUGCAAACAGAGGAGGAACUCACUUUGAUUACGUUUUGCGCGGAGUGUUUAUUCAGCCAGAAUUAAAACCACAUCGCAGACAGAGUCUACAUAACAAACUUGUACCCAUUAUUCACGUCCCCCCAAACAAAGAGAACGACGGAGGCCAUUGAUUCAUACAGCUCACAGAUGAAAGAGUCACAUUCACCGACCAUCAUAUGAGCAUCAACAGAAGCCCGUCAUUUAAAACAGUCACAUUUCACAUCUUAGAAGGUAAAUGGCUGAGAACUGACAGUGUGGUUUGGAGAUGUGGCUCGAUGGCUAGAGCGUUAUGUUGGCUGAUAGCACGCAAUCAUCUGGCAGACGUCUAGUUGAAAUCUGCAUUUACAUCUCCAAAACAUUGUGUGCUCAUCUGCAAUACGCAUCGGAGACUUCUGCUGUCAGAUGCAGAGUUAUUAUAGUUUUGAUUUGAGUUUUAUUUAUCCAUCUUUUAUUUUUAGAUUUUUAUUUUUUGUGAUUUUUUUUAGUUUUGUGCAUUUUUGGUAUAUGCUUUUGUUAUUUAAUCAUUUUUUGGUUUAUUUUUAAAGUCGGGGUGUGCGAUUUCCGAAUUACCCUUGUUUAGACAAAGUCGGGCCAAGUACCAAAACAACCUUUUACCCUUUUACAGACAUUAGUCGAGCCGAGCACUGACAAAAGCGAAGAAUGGUUUGUUGGUUUUGGUGCUUUGAACAUCAACAAGGCUAAGAGAAAUCGGACA